Messenger RNA from Abrus precatorius (Indian licorice), 867 nucleotides. RefSeq names its product AT-hook motif nuclear-localized protein 23-like. The record is from RefSeq and is a predicted model, not a curated record. Gene Ontology annotation, molecular function: DNA-binding transcription factor activity; minor groove of adenine-thymine-rich DNA binding. NCBI's taxonomy places the organism in Eukaryota, Viridiplantae, Streptophyta, Magnoliopsida, Fabales, Fabaceae. Bases 1 to 867 code for a protein of 288 amino acids. The transcript has a single exon. Gene Ontology annotation, cellular component: nucleus.
AUGGCUGGUUUGGAUUUAGGAAGCGCUUCACGCUUUGUUCAAAACCUUCACAGACCAGACUUGCACUUGCAACAACAGCAGCAACAGCACCACCCCGAUUCGGAAGACCAAGAAACGCCGAACCGCGGAGCGGCGCCGUUUUCAGGCGAAGACGAUGACCGAAGCCAAGGCCUGGAGCUAGGCUCGGGUGGACCCGGUGACGUGGUGGGUCGGCGUCCACGUGGCAGGCCACCAGGCUCCAAGAACAAGCCGAAGCCGCCGGUGAUCAUAACAAGAGAGAGCGCCAACACGCUAAGGGCUCACAUCCUCGAAGUCGGAAGCGGCUCCGACGUGUUCGACUGCGUCACCACCUACGCGCGGCGUCGCCAGCGCGGGAUCUGUAUUCUCAGCGGCAGCGGCACCGUUACCAACGUCAGUCUCCGGCAGCCUGCGGCGGCGGGAGCUGUCGUCACGCUCCACGGACGGUUCGAGAUACUCUCGUUGUCGGGCUCGUUCCUGCCGCCGCCGGCUCCUCCGGGGGCGACGAGUCUGACGAUAUAUCUUGCCGGCGGGCAGGGGCAGGUGGUCGGAGGGAGUGUGGUGGGGGAGUUAACGGCGGCCGGGCCGGUGAUUGUGAUUGCGGCGUCGUUCACGAACGUGGCGUAUGAGAGGUUGCCGUUGGAUGAGGAGGAACAGCUUCAGAUUCAGCCACCAGGUGCGGCGGGGUCUCAGGGUUCCGGUGGCGGUGGUGUUGGGAAUAAUGGUAACCCUUUCCCUGACCCUUCUUCGGGGCUUCCUUUCUUCAAUUUGCCGCUUAAUAUGCAGAAUGUUCAGUUACCUGUGGAUGGUUGGGCGGGAAACUCAGCUUCACGUCCACCACCUUUUUGA